This is a messenger RNA of Brienomyrus brachyistius, 1943 nucleotides long. It is a transcript of the gene angptl7, whose product is annotated as angiopoietin-like 7. Lineage: Eukaryota; Metazoa; Chordata; Actinopteri; Osteoglossiformes; Mormyridae. Bases 244 to 1272 code for a protein of 342 amino acids. The transcript has 5 exons. The record is from RefSeq and is a predicted model, not a curated record.
UGCCACCGGGGCAGGUUUCAGCACCAGACAGGGAAUGAAGACUGAGAAUAGCACUGGUCAGAGCACCACUGCAUCCACAGCAAGACACCCAACAGACAGUGCACCCCUCAGCACUGCACACCGGCAGUGACAGGCACCGAGCUCCCACCAGACAGACAGCUUGCGACUCGUACCCAGCCGCAGAGAAAAAUUCAAAGCCGCCCGAUCCGGAACCCAAAAACGCCUCCACGCUCCUAGACGACGAUGCGACAGACGGCCGUGCUGAACAUGCUGACCCUGGGCGUUAUGCUGGUGCUUCUGGGACAGAGCGCCAGCGCCCAGAGGGAGCCACGCAGGAGGGCGGCCCCCACCUCCAAGGCGGCCUGCUGCGAGGACGUGCGGGCGCUGAAGGUGCAGCUGGCCAACGUCAGCAGCCUGCUGGAGGAGCUGUGGCGAAAGCAGGAGACGGAGGCGCGUGGCCUGACCCGGCAGAUGCUGGAGCUGGAUCGCCGCAGCCAGAAUCAGGAGGCUCGUGUCACCGAGGCUGAGGGCAAGUACUCAGAGAUCAACAACCGCGUGGAGAUCAUGCAGCUGCAGGCGGCACAGGCCGUCACGCACACCAGUGCAGAGGCCAUCUACGACUGUGCUUCGCUGUACACCAGGAACUACAAGAUCUCGGGCCAGUACAAGCUGCCGGCGGACGAGUUCAUGGGCACGCCGGAGCUGGAGGUUUACUGCGACAUGGAGAGCAACGGCGGAGGCUGGACUGUCAUCCAGAGACGCAAGGUGGGCCUGACGUCCUUCGACCGCGACUGGAAGCAGUACAAGCGUGGCUUCGGCGCCAUCCGCGGCGACUUCUGGCUGGGCAACGACAACAUCUUCCGGCUGACGCGCCAGCCCACCGUGCUGCGUAUCGAGAUGGAGGACUGGGAGGGCGAGGUCCGGUAUGCUCAGUACCAGCACUUCACCCUCAGCAACGAGCUGAACAGCUAUCGGCUACACCUCGCCGGCUACAGCGGCAACGCUGGACAGGACUCUCUGCGGUACCACAACAACACCAACUUCAGUGCCAAAGACAAGGACAACGACAAGUGUGUAGACAACUGUGCCCAGCUGCGCAAAGGGGGCUACUGGUACAACUGCUGCACGGAUUCCAACCUAAAUGGCGUGUACCAUCGCUACGGGGAGCACAGAACAGGCACGGAUGGCAUCACUUGGUAUGGCUGGCAUGGACCCAACUACUCACUGAAGAGGGUCGAGAUGAAGAUCAGGCCCCAGAACUUCCGGCCAUAGACUAAACCAUGAAACAUCUAACACGUUCUGGCAAAAAUGACAGCAAAUCUAGACAGGAAGGGAGAAAAUAAAUGAAUAAAUCUCACACACACACACACACACACACACACACACACACACACACAAAAACUCUUUCAGGAGGCUAGAUUUCCAUGUUUUCAUAUUUUUCUGUAAUGUGGUUUUGUAAAUUGUAGUUGAAUGUAUUUAUCUUUUGCAAAAAGUAUGUCUUCGGCAGUCAAAUGACACUGACUGAAAACAAUGGAGAUGUGCAACUGCUUCAUGUCUGCAGGUCGAGAAGUUUGUGGCCUUCGGUGGGGGGGGGGGGGGUGAGACGUCUCACACUUGGGCCAGAUUUACAAACUAGGCACUUCAAUGCGGCGUCACUGGCAAUCCACAGUAUGAGAUAACUGGCAUUAUUUAUCAAUUCCAGGCAUGAGCACAGCCAGAUUUACAGCGCAGAGCUCAGCCAAACAGCCACACCAUAAAAACAUCCUGAGAAAUGUAGCCACAACCAUAUCAGACAGCCACACUGUGUGAUGAUAACCGUAAGAGAAAGCAGCCAGUGUGCAUUGUAGUUUGGAUAUUUUUUUUCCUAAAUGAAACUAAUUUGUAAAAUGUGUACAGCUUUAUAAAGUAUUAUUCUGUUUGAAUAAAAACUUUUGUAUUUUUAA